UAUUUACCGAGCGAGAGAGAGGUGGGAAAAAAGACGAUGGUAAUAUAAUCGUUCCUCUUCGUCUUAUCAAAGAGAAGAAAGAGAAACAUGUAAAUCUGUUGUACCUGCAAGAGUCAAGACGCGAUGAAAACAUCAUCGGUCAUUUCACAUAGAUUAAAAAUCUGUCACGAUUGAUAGGUUCGCAAUUGAGCAAGAAUACAAAGAAGUAUUUGUGUGAUAGAUGUCUACAUUAUUUUUAUACGAGCGAGAAGUUAUCGCUUCACAUCGUUAACUGUACUACGACGAAAGAUUGUGCUGUUAUUCUUCCGAAUGAGAAUGAUAAGUGAUUAUCGUUUCGCGGUCAUAAUAAGAAGGAACGACUUCUCUUUGUGGUGAUUUGGAAUGUAUAUUGGAGAAGAUCAACGAUGAAGACAUUUCGAGAUUCAUCUAUCAGCAUCACAAGGUUUUCAGCGUAGGGUAUUACACACGUUGUAUAUACGAUGAAACUAUGUCGAUAUACAAAUCUUAUCGCGGCGAAGAUUGCGUGUCGUGGUUUGUCAAGGAAUUAUACGAUUUGGCGCAUCGUGCGAAAACGAUAUUCGACAAGAAUGUGACUAUGGUGGAAUUUACAUCGAACGUCGAGUGAGAAAAAUUUCGAAACGCGACUCACUGUCAUAUUUGUGAAAGAUAUGAGGAAAAAGAUUUUUGCGUACGCGAUCACUGUCCUUUAACCGGACGUUAUAGAGGUCCUGCACAUUCACGUUGUAAUUUACAUUAUCAAGAUACAUACGUUAUUCCUGUAUUCUUUCAUAACUUGGCAGGUUACGACACAUUUUAUCAUAAAAGAUAUUGCUAAUAGUUUUGCGGGUAGAGUUGAUGUGUUACCUAUAACGAAAGAAAAUUAUAUAUCGUUUAUAAAACAUGUCAAGGAUACAGUAAACUUUAAGUGGGGAAUGGACUGUGUGAAAGUGCAUUUUGUGGAUUCGUUCAAAUUUCUCAAUACUAGUCUCGAAAAAUUUGUAUCAUAUCUCGAUAAGAGUAAAUUGAAAAUCAUACGAUCGGAAUUUUCCAAUCUUGACGCUGAGGAUUUCGAUUUGCUUAUGCGGAAAGGAGUGUUUCCGUACGAGUAUAUCGACAGCGUUAAUAAGCUAGACGAGACUAAUUUACCAUCGCGUGAGUUGUUUUACAGUUCGUUGACUGACGAGAUCGCUUUCGAUAACGAUUAUCAAUACGCGACAUAUGUUUGGCAACGUUUUUGCAUAGAGACUCUCGGCGAUUACAGUGAUUUGUAUCUCAAGACAGAUGUGCUUUUAUUAGCAGAUGUUUUUGAAAAUUUUCGUGAUACGUGUAUUGAGAGUUACGGAUUGGAUUCGACGUAUUAUUACACUUUACCGGGAUAUACGUGGGACGUUGAAAUAUACUAUGUUGAUAUUCGAUUCGAAUUACUCACCGACAUCGACAUUGUGAUGUUUGUGGAACGUGGUAUACGCGGUGGUUUAAGUCAAUGUUCACACAGAUACGCGCAAGCUAAUAACAAGUAUAAUACAUCUUCGUACGAUCCUUCGGAACUCUUGACGUACCUCAUGUAUUUCGAUGUGAAUAAUUUGUACGGUUGGGCGAUGUCCGAAUCCUUACCGUACGGAGAAUUUCAAUGGGUCGAUGACAUCAAGCGCUUUGACGUAAUGUCUGUGUCGUCAGAUUCCGUUGUCAUUAUGAAUACAUGAUACCAUUGUAUCGCGAUAAAUAUAAGAUUAUGUACACGGACAGCUUGAUCUUCUGGAGUGUGAGAAUGUAGAACACGAGAAUAUCAAGCGUGACAUCGCCAGAUUCGACACGAGUGAUUAUCCUGAGAGAAAUGCGUAUGAUGUUCCACGCGUUAAUAAUAAAAUACCCGGUUUGAUGAAAGAUGAAAAUGAUGGUGCGAUUAUGACGGAAUUCAUAGAACUCAGAGCGAAGAUGUACGCAUUGAGAGUGAUCGGAAAGAGCGAUAUGAAGAGAAUAAAGGGUAUCAAAAAAAAAAACGUAGUCGCGAAAACGAUCACUUUCAACGAUUAUGCGCGAUGUUUGAACGAUAUAACGAUACGUCAGUCGAGACGUCAGUCGUGCAUACAAUCGACAUUGCACGAGGUUUACACAGUGUUUGAAGUGAAGCUCGCUCUUAGUCUGUAUGCUGAUAAGCGGUACGUCAUAUCCAAAUCGGUCGCUACUCUAUCUUGGGAACAUUAUAAAAUACUUCUGUGUGUUGUAGUUUUUAUUGUAAUAAAUAAAGAAAGUUAUAAUA
Molecule: messenger RNA, 2260 nt
Organism: Acromyrmex echinatior (Panamanian leafcutter ant)
Lineage: Eukaryota; Metazoa; Arthropoda; Insecta; Hymenoptera; Formicidae
Biological process (GO): DNA replication
Molecular function (GO): nucleotide binding; DNA-directed DNA polymerase activity; DNA binding
Source: RefSeq, a predicted model, not a curated record